AUGGGCCCGCACUCGUUUCGGCGUUGCCCUGUGUGCAUUCCUGAGCAAGCGGAGCUACAAGAGGCAGACCUUCUCGCCCUUCAGCAGCGCUGCGAGGAGGCCCGCGUCGCCGAUCGGCGGUGGAGGUCCGCCCUGACCCAUGUGCUUGGGUCGCGUGGCCACCGUGGCGGCGGGCGCAACUCCUACCAGUCUAACACGGCAGAGAUGCUGCGCCGCCAGCGCAACUCUUUUUACCAAAGAGCGGUGGAUGACGAAUACAUGGCGCGGCGCCGCAUGUUGCAGGCUGAGCUCGACGCACGACGCAACGAGAUCGUCAAGACGCAGCGGGCGCGCGAGACGCUGCGCAUGGAGGCUGCCUUAAGCGACGCGCGGGAGGAUCGGCGGAGGAGUUGCGGCCCUCGUGCCUGCUCCCUCCAGAGGGCACGUAGUGCCGACCCUGCCGCGGGCGCCUGCCUCUCGACGCCGCCACCGCAGCGCAAGGAGCAACCGCCGUCGCUACCGAGUCACAGCAAGGACAGUGACCAUGCUGUACCACCGUCGACGCAACCGAAGAUCGAGUACCCAGAGCCCUUGCCAAAGGUAGAAAAACGUCCGCUGCCGCCGCCGCCAACGCACCCCGGCCGUGAAUCAUUACCGCAGCGGCAGCAUCGUGAGAGAGUGUGCAGCCACGGGCCUGCUCCAUUGGCGACCUGCUGCGCCGACUUUCACAACUCCUCCGCGCACGGGCAGUGGCACUGGGGAUGGAUCUGGUGUCCGUCCUUUGCAUGUCAAGGGCAUCACUCCUCUCAGUCUCCACGUAAUCACGUGAGGCUCCCCCGUUCUCCACCCGCGUGCGAAGUGCCGAUGCCGUCGCUUGAUGUCGAGCCGACAUCUCGUCUGAUCUCUCCGACGACUGGGGGAGAUGCGGCGAGCGGUCACGCUAAGCCGGAGAAGUCGCUGGAGUGCCUAGAGCGUGACGCUGCUGCAGGAGCCCCUACUAACCCACCGCAGCCGAGCAGUGCUGUCUCAGCCGCUGGUGCCGAUUUCGCUGCCGCAUGCCGUGCAGGGAAGGGCCGUCCCGAGUGCGUGCGUGGUGGGUCCUCGCAAUUCCGCAGCCACAGCGCCACCUCCGUGCCCUUGACCUCUCCUCGGUUUGGCCGCAAAGUUUUCAUCACGGAUGACGUCUACUGCGACCGCCGUGCCCGUUACAUUGCCGAGUGGGAGGCGUCUGGUGCAGUGCAACGAGUGCCAGCCUCGUCGCGAAGCCCCAGUGCACCUUUCCCAGAGAAGACCCCCAAGUGGCGCACCACUGGCAACGAUGCUUUCACCGAGUAG
This is a messenger RNA of Leishmania major strain Friedlin, 1314 nucleotides long. RefSeq lists its product as hypothetical. The record is from RefSeq and is a predicted model, not a curated record. The transcript has a single exon. Lineage: Eukaryota; Euglenozoa; Kinetoplastea; Trypanosomatida; Trypanosomatidae. The coding region runs from base 1 to 1314 and encodes 437 amino acids.